GCCGGGGGCCCCACAGGAUCGCCCCCAGCCGACGACCUUUCCUUCCCUUCGGGUGUUUCUGUCCGCCAGCAACUUGCCUCCCAUCCUCUGGCUGUGUGCAGAAUGGCACAAGAUGCCCCUGCAGAUACUGCAGGCCCAUCAUCUCCUCCGCCUCGACUCCCUGAGGGCUGGUAAGUUGAGCCGUGAGUCAUGAGCCAUGGGCCGUGGGCCGUCGGCGGUUUCGUUUACCCACAGUGCCCAAUUCUGACUGAAGACGCAUCCAGGCUCCCACAGUGGGAAGGCGUACAACGCCAGUGGUACUAUGUUCAGCGGGCAACCGGCAAGUCACAAUGGGACAUACCCACCGAGCCGGUCGUUCUAUCACCUUCUACCACCCCCACGUCUAUCGGAGCGGGACCAUCGCAACCGUCAACCAACAAUCCUCAAGUGGAAGCGGCCGGAAGCUCAUUGGUGGAGCGAAUAGAGUCGGCGGUGGACAAUGCGGGAACUUCCAGCUCCCUAAGCUCCCAGCUCAAUGGACAAUCGAGCAUUUCCGGACAAGUCUCAGCGGGUACGCUGGGAUGGCAUUUGGCUCAUAAUGCCCAGAAUGCAUCACAACCCUAUACACAGCCAUUCACUUCGGGUGAUGGAACGUAUGCGGCGGGCCAAUUUCCGCCAUUAGGUCACGGAAACCCCAAUUAUCCCAGUUAUAAAGCGACUUAUGCCGAACAGGGACAACAUCUGAUGCAACCCAAUCAGCAAACUUGGGCCAAUGGGCAGAUGAUACAGCAGCACCCAAGUGGUCCUAGCGUCGACCCUACCAUGGGGCGGUAUCGCAGCUUUCCUAUAGAUUCACAACAACUCUCUCAUAUUUCGGCGUAUGCACCGUCGGUGGCGUACACAGGAAGCCAGCAUUCUGGUUUCGCCCACGCCACUAUCCUCCCAUCCCAGCCGCAGUGGCAACUUGAAGGACAUGAAACGAAAUCGAAUCAUUCCCAUCAACCCUCAUCCUUUCAGUAUAGCUUGUCAAACUUGUCUCAACCCUUCCACGGUUCCAGUGCUAUUUCGCAGACUAGCGGACUCCAUUCUGGAGGAUCAGCAUCAAGAUCUUCGCAUCCCUCAAUUGCCCCACAGCCAGGAAACGCCUAUAGUGGCAACCAGGCGGAUACACAAUACAACCGCGGCUCGCUCUCCGCACAUCCCCAUGCCAACGCAAACGCAAACGCAGCCAACACUCUGCCUGGCCAUCCUCUAUCCCGAUCUCAGUCCCAUCAAACCCCGGGAUACCAAUACGGACAGCAAGCUGAGCUUGCAGCCGUAUCUUAUUCACAGCCUUUCUCGAAUAAUUUCGGCCCUCAACUUUCAAAUGCCCAUGGUUCCUCUCAGAACCCUGAUAUGCUACAAAUUCAACCUGGCAUUGGCUUCAACUCGGGGGACUUUUCUGCUGGCUCAAGUGCCCAUGGUGGCGCCCAGCCUUACCAAAACCCCAUAGUCCAGGCCGGCGUGCGGCAGUACCUGCCUUCACUGCCCCAGAGUAGCUCACAAAAUGAUGGGAACAACCAUAAUGGAGCUCAUUAUCAUCCACAGCACGGUCAAUUCACUGCCCACCAAGGUCAAUGGACGACUCCGGAAGGCACCUCCCGCAUAGCGGCCUCUGAUCCCCAAUUUGUUAGCGGUCCCUGGGCGUCUUCGACGCCACCAGCCUCCGGGCUGCCCCAGUCUCACCAUGGUUGAGUCAUGGUACUGCAUAAUAGCUGGAUAGGAGUUUCUUUUUUUUGUUUUGUUUUUUCAUUAACAUCGACGAACCCUGUUCUGUUUGAGUUUGGCGUAUCAUUAUCUUUUCAUAGAUUCCCCGGUCUUUUCCGGCCAAAGCUUGUCAGAAAAUCCAUGACCUUAUACAUAUCGCAAAAAUGCGUGUUCAUUUCAGGAUCAGAGCUAGUGCUAUGUAGCAGCUGACUUCCAAUACUAAACCACGGGGCGUAUUGUUUAGCCG
Penicillium brasilianum is the source of this 1972-nucleotide messenger RNA. Lineage: Eukaryota; Fungi; Ascomycota; Eurotiomycetes; Eurotiales; Aspergillaceae. The record is from the annotation of a GenBank genome assembly.